Tribolium castaneum (red flour beetle) is the source of this 1942-nucleotide messenger RNA. Its product is annotated as O-acyltransferase like protein. The coding region runs from base 78 to 1892 and encodes 604 amino acids. The record is from RefSeq and is a predicted model, not a curated record. The transcript has 11 exons. NCBI's taxonomy places the organism in Eukaryota, Metazoa, Arthropoda, Insecta, Coleoptera, Tenebrionidae. Gene Ontology annotation, molecular function: acyltransferase activity, transferring groups other than amino-acyl groups.
ACGUCGCGCAAAUUUUUGUAGUGUUAGAAAUGCUGAUCACGAAAUUAAUUCUUCCAACUCACAUUUUAUUUUAAAAAAUGUUUGUGACACAUAUCCUAUUCAUUUUCUGUGCCAUUUCACGUGUCACAAGUGAGAUAAAAAUAUCAGAUGAAGAUUAUAAGUUACUGCCGCCAAUAUUUCACAUCGAUCCUUACGACAAAUGUCUACAGGAAAAUAAAACUUUUUGCAGGAUAAGUAUCAAAUUAUCACCAAGCAAAAACAAGACAAAAAUCUGGAAUCUAAUUGAGGAGACGAAAAUCUCGAAGCGUUUCUACAACCAUGACGAACUUUAUUACGCAAUUUGCGUCGAAAAUGGCCAAAAGAACGAAACUUUAUCGGAACUUUACACCAACAAGUUCAAAAAUGCCAGUUUACGAGCAACAGUUGUGGAAAUAAACUGCCAAGAGCACAAAUACGAAAUAAAAACGUUCGAUAUUCUAGUUUUAACUUGUAUUAUUCUGUACUUAUUAUUGAUACUUGUGGCGACAUUGUAUCACUUGAAAACACCCAAUGGGCACAAAUUCCUGAUUUUGUUUUCCCCGUGGCACAAUUUCCAAAACUUGAAACGCAAUUUUAAGCAAAGAAAUUGCGAAAAAUUGAAAUGUAUCCAAGGAAUUCGCUUCUAUACCACCGUUCUUAUUAUUUUCUGCCACACGUUUUGCAGUUACUCUGGUGGUUACAUCGCCAAUACCAAAUAUCUGGAAGACUUUCCGCAAAAUUUCAUCAGACAUGGUUUGAGAAACUUGUUUGUUUUUUUGGUACAAACCUUCUUUCUGGUCUCAGGUUGGCUCUUAUCGUACAACACGUUCAAAAUUUUCGAUAAAACAAAACGGGGCGAUUUUUUCAAGUAUUGGUGUCUCACGUUUUUGAACCGAUAUUUGAGGUUGAUACCGCCAGUUUUAUUGAUGGUAUCGCUGGGCACAAGUGUCUGGAUCUAUGGGUCUUUCCAUGGGCCCAUUAAGUACGUUUACUCCGAUCGGGAGUAUGAACGUUGUCAGAGAAGCUGGUGGGUGAUUUUUUUAUUUCUGAGCAAUCAUUACCAACAACAUGACAUGUGUUACUUCACCAAUUGGUACCUGUCUGCCGAUACACAACUUUACGCAAUCUCGUUAGUUCUCCUAAUAAUUAUUUUAAAAUUCGAACGUUUGAGGGUUCGAAUAAUGACAAUUUUUCUACUCAUUGGCAUUUUUAUUCCAUCACUGGUCGCAUUUUUCUACGAACUUGACAUUAUUUACAGAAUUACGCCCGAGAAUUCAAAAAACAAUCUCUUCCAAUCAUUCGAAUUCAGCGCCACUUACACGUCCACUUACUCAAACAUGGCCACCUACAUUUUAGGAUUAAUACUCGGUUAUGUCUAUUUUCGGCUUGAAAAUAGGCCAGUUUUUGGCAAAAAACAUUUUGUCCUCUUGUGGUACAUUUUAGUCAUAGGUCUCCCGUUAUCGGUAAUAAUAAUUUCCUCGUUUGAAUUUAAUCGAGUCGCCUCGGCACUUUUGGCGGGGAUUUUGAAACCACUGUAUGCCUUAGGGAUUGGGAUCGGGAUUUUUGGCAUGUCGCAACAAAUUGGGGGUUUUUUGAAAUCGUUGUGCGAAUGGAAGCCAGCUUUAUUUUUGGGGAACGUCACUUACAGCACCUAUGUUGUGCAUUUUGGGAUUGUUUUUAGCAGGACAGCGUUGGCCACGAAACCACUGCCAGUUUCUGACUACGUUUUGUUUGUUUCGUUUGUUGAGGACACGGUCUGGUCGUUUCUUUGCGGGUUUUUGAUGCAUCUGCUGGUGGAAAUGCCAGCGUCUCAGCUUCAGAAAAUGUUAGUUCCUAAAUUUAGCCACGGAUCUGAGAAGAAAAUUAAGAAGUGACUUUUGAAGAAUUGUUUCUAUAAUAGUUACUAAUAAAAGAAUUGGCUAAA